AUUAGGAGAGGUAGUAACAAAUAAUAAUUUGUGAACUACAGUAGUUAAGGGUUAAAGACCAAAAUAAUGUCUGAUGAAAAAGUUUUAAAGACAUAUAUUGCACAAUCCCAAACAGCUGUUCUGACAAAGAAUAUCUAUCAUUAUUCCUUUGGUUUCCGUUUUCCCUUAUCCCUCCUUAAGCUUUGUUAACAUCCAUACAACAACGAAAAAGAGAUUACAGCACCUUUCUAUCUAUAUCUCUCUCUCCAAUCUCCACCGAAAAAGAAAAAGAUUAUAGUAUUAUAGAGAGAAUUCAAGAUACUAUAUACUACUGCAUCAUAUCAAAUCUAGCUUCCUAGCUAGUCUUCAAGGUAAUCAAUCAUCAUUCACUGCUAUGGAAACACACCAUCAUCAGCAGCACCAAAAACAAAUUGAAGCAAGGCAAGAAGAUAAAGAAGCAAAGCAAAUACUGUUACCAAAACCUUCUUCACCACCACCUUCACAAUCUUCCUCCCCUUCUCAUGAAUUCUCCUUCACAAUCUCUCUCCAUUCUUCUUCCACCAACAAAGCUCCACCACCUUCCCUUGCAAUAGAUUUAUCUCCUGCUGACGAAAUUUUCUUCCAUGGCCACUUGCUUCCCCUCCACCUCCUAUCUCACCUCCCUUCAUCACCUCGAUUCUCCACCACUUCCAUGGAAAGCCUCACUGUCCCCGUCCCCAUCCGCGACUUCUUAUUGGAAGAUAAUGAAAAUACCUAUAAUAAAGAAAUUAGUAGAAGCAGCUGCGGACACAGCAAUAGGAGCAACAUAACCCUGGAUGAAAGAAUUGGCAACAACUUCAUAGAAGAAGACAAUAAUGUUAUUAAGAGAGGGACAAUGGAAGAAGAAAGUAAGUCCAAUAAUAAUAAUAAUAAUAAACAUAGUAGUUUCUCAUUGUUUGGAUUAUCAAAAGGGCGCAAAGUGUGUCAAGUUAGCAACAAGGAAGAAUUAGAUAAAGAGAAGCAACAGAAGAGGAAGCUUGGUUUUGACGUGAUCCAUGCACUCAAGAGGCUUUUCAGGGGGAGAAGAGAAAGAGAGAAAGUUGGUUUGCAUGAGAGUGCUUAUUCUUCUCACUCAGGGAACUUGAUGAGGAAGAAAAAACCAGAAUUGAGAGGAAUUAGAAGAGGUGAAUGUUCAUCAGCACCAGCUUCCAUGAGGGCUUCUCCAACAAACAGUGGCCUCUUGCUUGCAACUGCAACAACUCUUCCUACUUCAGCCGCCAAUGACAGCACCAUGGAAGAGUUGCAAGCAGCCAUUCAAGCUGCCAUUGCUCACUGCAAAAAUUCUAUUGCCAAAGAAGACAACAACCUCAUCAAAUGCACCUCAUAGCACAUAGCACAUAGUAGCAUAUCAUUAUUUAUUUUCCCUAGUUCUUCUACUUACUACUGUAAUUAUUAUCUCGUAUUUGCUAUCUGUAUAUUAAUAAUUAGGUAUAUGAAAAUCUAUUAUUAUCCGAGGCACAAAACAAAGUUACAUAUAUUCGUGUCUUUCAGUGUAAACAUAAAUUCAU
Arachis duranensis is the source of this 1526-nucleotide messenger RNA. RefSeq names its product BRI1 kinase inhibitor 1-like. Gene Ontology annotation, cellular component: plasma membrane. NCBI's taxonomy places the organism in Eukaryota, Viridiplantae, Streptophyta, Magnoliopsida, Fabales, Fabaceae. Gene Ontology annotation, molecular function: kinase inhibitor activity. The record is from RefSeq and is a predicted model, not a curated record. Bases 374 to 1345 code for a protein of 323 amino acids. The transcript has a single exon.